This is a messenger RNA of Epinephelus moara (kelp grouper), 7203 nucleotides long. RefSeq names its product collagen, type IV, alpha 5 (Alport syndrome) (gene col4a5). NCBI's taxonomy places the organism in Eukaryota, Metazoa, Chordata, Actinopteri, Perciformes, Serranidae. The record is from RefSeq and is a predicted model, not a curated record. The transcript has 49 exons. The coding region runs from base 240 to 5288 and encodes 1682 amino acids. Gene Ontology annotation, cellular component: basement membrane; collagen trimer. Gene Ontology annotation, molecular function: extracellular matrix structural constituent.
GGAGAGAAAAAGUUAGAGAGGGGGACUGCAGAGGCGCACGGUGCCAGAGCCAGGACCACUGGGAGCCUCUGCAAGCGCAACAACAGCCUACACGCCGAGAAGAAGUGCCUUUUCUUAUUAUUUCUAUUUCACUGAGAAGCAAGUGUGCAGGGGGGGGAAGCAGGGCUAUGACACGCGAGUAGAGAGCCGUAGAGUUUGAGAGUGUUAACGCAGGCGGAUCCUUGUUUUAUUCCCCCAAGAUGAAUAAAGACUUGAAGAGCCUGCGACAGCUCGCCGUGCCGCUGCUCUUCCUCGCCCUGUGCGUCGCGGUGCAGCGAUCCGACUCUGCGGCUUGCCAUGGAUGUGUGGGAUCCAAAUGUGACUGCAGUGGAGUGAAAGGAAGCAAGGGUGAGCGGGGUUUCCCAGGUCUCACCGGACAGCCAGGAGUUCCAGGAUUCCCCGGACCUGAGGGACCCAUUGGACCCAGAGGAGAGAAGGGUAGCGAUGGACCUCAAGGACUUAUUGGUGCAAAAGGAAUAAGAGGGCCACCUGGAUUGCCAGGAUUUCCAGGAACGCCAGGACUUCCAGGUCUGCCUGGGCAGGAUGGACCUCCAGGGCCGAGAGGAGUGCCCGGAUGCAACGGAACAAAGGGUGAACGGGGUUUCCAAGGAACUUCAGGAAUUCCUGGACAGCCAGGACGACAGGGUCCACCUGGUCUGCCAGGACAAAAGGGUGACCCAGGCGAUGUGAUCUCCACCAAUCGUUUUGGAGAGAAUGGAGCAGUGGGAUUGCCCGGACUGCCAGGAGCUCCUGGAUCUCCUGGACCACAAGGUUCGGAGGGUCCACUCGGCCCUCCAGGACCCAGAGGUCUUGAGGGUCGUCCAGGUCCUCCAGGUCUUCCUGGACCAAAGGGAAACAUGGGACUGAACUUCCAAGGACCCAAAGGAGAGAAGGGUGAACCAGGUCUGCCAGGACCUCCUGGUCCUCCCGGGCAAGUGGGAGAACAGAAGAGGCCACCUGAGACAGAGAUUCAGAGAGGAGACAAGGGUGAUCCAGGAAUUCCAGGCCCUCCAGGUGAUCCAGGCUACCCAGGACCUCCUGGUCCAUCUGGAGGACAGAAAGGAGAAAAGGGAGAACCAGGGGAAGCAGGCAAAAGAGGCAAAUCAGGCAAAGAUGGCGACCCUGGAACUCCAGGCUUCCCUGGAAUCAAAGGAGACCCAGGCCUGCCAGGUCCUCCAGGCAGGGAUGGAGAGAGAGGCUUAAAAGGUGAUCGUGGAUAUCCAGGCCCACCGGGAGUGGUGCUUGGCGGACAGGCAGGAGGUCAGGUCGGCCCUAAAGGUGAGCCCGGAUACCCGGGAGCAACUGGAGUCAAAGGAGAUAGAGGGCCACAAGGUUUAACAGGACCUCCAGGAGCACCAGGACUUCCAGGUUUCGGUGGUGGUGGUCAGCCUGGACCUCCAGGCUUCCCAGGAGAGAGGGGUCAGAAGGGAGACAUCGGCGCUCCAGGGCUGUCUUUGCCAGGUCCCCCUGGACGUUCAGGGUCUCCUGGUGCCCAGGGUCCACCAGGGCUUCCCGGACCUCCGGGCUUUUCCACGGCAGGACAAAACUGCGUCGCUGGAGAGCCCGGGCGUCCCGGUGUGCAGGGAGAGAGAGGUUACCCCGGAGAGGCAGGACAGAAAGGUGAGAAGGGAGACACCUGUGUGAACUGCUUUGGCGGUACCACUGGCAUCCCAGGACCCCCAGGACCAGCAGGACAGCCCGGAUUCCCCGGUUCUCCUGGUAGCCCAGGUAUCAAAGGAGACAGAGGAUACCCAGGAACACCUGGUAGCAUUGGACCUGCUGGUUCCCCCGGUUCUCAAGGUGCUCCAGGAUUCCAAGGAGAGAAGGGAGACCCAGGCGAUGCCAUCACAGUCAGCGGUGUGAGGGGAGAUAAGGGUGACACUGGCUUCCCCGGACCACCUGGUCUGCCCGGUCUGGAUGGUCGCCCUGGUCGUGACGGACAGCCUGGAGCCCCUGGACCCAAAGGAGCUCCUGGCUCUCUGCUGGUGAAAGGAGAACGUGGUAUCCCUGGUGAGCCAGGUUCCCAAGGUAUCCCAGGAGACAGAGGUCCUCCAGGAAGCCCUGGCUUUGGACCUCAGGGACCUCCAGGAGAGAAAGGUGUCCAGGGCGUCUCAGGAAGACCUGGCGGACCUGGUGCACCUGGUGCUAAAGGUGAACCAGGCCUCACAGUGUCCGAGAAAGGCUUACCAGGACCCAGAGGACUGGAUGGAGAGCCAGGACUGUCUGGAUCGCCAGGUAACCCAGGUCAGCCCGGACAGAAUGGUUUCCCUGGUUUACCAGGAGCGAAGGGUGACCCUGGACUCCCAGGCAUCGGACUUCCAGGACCCCCAGGCGUUAAAGGUUUCCCAGGUAUCCCUGGCCAGUCAGGAUCUCCUGGAGGACCAGGAAGACCAGGAGUGGAUGGACUCCCCGGCCAGCCUGGGUUCCCUGGACCAAAGGGUGAGCCUGGCUUUGGCCUUCCUGGCCCCCCAGGUUUGCCAGGAGUACCUGGAUCUAAAGGUUUCCCCGGACCAAAGGGAGAUCCUGGUUUCCCUGGCGGCCCCGGUUCACCCGGACGAUCUGGAUUUGAUGGCGGACCGGGAACUAAAGGUGAACCCGGUAGCCCUGGUAUACCUGGAGCUCGUGGCCCACCUGGAUCUGCCACCACCGGCUCACUGGGGCAGCCAGGCUCCCCUGGACCCCCUGGACCAAUGGGACCACCAGGAUUCCCUGGAUCAAACGGAGAGAAGGGAGACCCCGGUCCUCCAGGUCUAGACAUCCCAGGUCUGCCAGGAGACAGAGGUAGCCCCGGUUUCCCAGGUUCCCCAGGACCAGCUGGAACCCCAGGACCUCCUGGAGGACCUGGACGGGACGGCCUGCCUGGACUGCCAGGUUCGAAAGGAGACAUGGGUCCUAUGGGACCUCCAGGACCUUCUGGAGGGCCAGGAGGACCAGGAGGGCCUGGUGCUCCCGGACUUAAAGGUGAGCCUGGAUUCCCGGGUAGAGACGGAGGACCCGGCGGUCCUGGUGGUAAAGGAGAGAGAGGUGACCCUGGUGUCCAGGGACCCCCAGGAACCAGCCAGCCACCAAUGGCCACAAAGGGAGCCAAAGGAGAUCCUGGACUACCAGGUGCCCCAGGUCUUCCAGGUCAGAAAGGUAUCCCUGGUCUCAAUGGUGACCCCGGACUGCCAGGAUCAGAUGGACGCCCUGGACUCCCUGGACCUUCAGGUCCUAAGGGAGAUCCUGGCAUCCCAGGAGGCCCAGGUGCUCCCGGAGGUCCAGGAUCAAAGGGUGGCAUGGGAGAAAUGGGAUUUCCAGGACCGUCAGGGCAGAAGGGUCUGCCAGGUACGCCAGGUAGGCCAGGAUCCUCCGGACAGCCAGGAGGACCUGGUUUCCCUGGAGCUAAAGGUGAACCAGGCUCUGCUGGAGUUGGACCACCAGGACAGUCCGGACCCAAGGGUGAACCAGGCCAGCCAGGGUUCCCAGGAAGUCCAGGACUUAAAGGAAGUCCAGGAGCACCCGGCCUUCCAGGUUUACCAGGAGGACCAGGUUCCAAAGGCGACCCUGGACUCCCAGGAUUCCAAGGUACUCCCGGCGUCCCUGGUCCCAAGGGUCUCGAUGGUGGGCCCGGUGCCCCAGGUCUCACUGGCGCGCCUGGUAGACCAGGAGAGUCUGGCCGACCAGGAGGACCAGGGUUGCCAGGAGAGAAGGGUCAGGCAGGUCGGGACGGGAUCCCAGGACCGGCUGGAGUCAAAGGAGAGCCAGGACUUCCUGGUUAUGGUGGUCCUGGUCCUUCUGGGCUUCCAGGGUUGCCAGGUGCAAAGGGAGACCCAGGUCUUCCCGGCCCAUCUGGCAGUCCCGGUUUCCCUGGCACUAAAGGAGAGGCUGGUUUCCCCGGUGCGCCCGGCCCAGCAGGCAACGCUGGCCCUCCUGGGGCUCCAGGACUGGCUCUUCAAGGCCCCAAAGGACUCCAAGGACCCCCUGGGCCACCCGGAAGAGCAGGUGGACCCGGACCAGAGGGUCCCCGUGGGCCUCCAGGAAGUGGCGGCAUUAAGGGAGAGAAGGGUAUUCCCGGAGCUCCUGGCCAGCCGGGCUUCCCCGGACAGAAGGGAGACGGUGGCACUCCUGGAUUCUCGGGUCCCUCUGGUCUUCCCGGUAGUCCUGGUCUGAAGGGAGAUAUCGGUCUGCCUGGCGUUCCUGGAUUCCCUGGACCAAAGGGAGACUCAGGAAUUCCUGGCAGCAGCGGCCUUCCCGGUGACCCUGGAGAUAUCGGACCCAUUGGCCCCCCUGGUGACCCCGGUGUACCUGCAGCUCCCAUCGUGGUGAAGGGAGAGCGAGGACCCCCUGGUCCUCAAGGCCUGCCCGGUGGUCGGGGACUCCCUGGUUCUUCUGGGCGUGACGGAGUUCCAGGUCUGCCUGGUGAUCCUGGGGAUUCUGGUCCAGAGGGUCCUCCUGGCUUCAGCGGCCCACCCGGCAGGAAGGGAGACAACGGACCCGCUGGUCAGCCUGGUCAGCGUGGCUACCCUGGUCCCCCUGGUUCAGACGGUCCACAGGGUCUUCCCGGUCCUCCGGGCUCAGUCUCUGCAGCCCACGGCUUCCUCAUCACUCGCCACAGCCAAGGUCAGGAUGUGCCCUACUGUCCCGAAGGAACUAACCUCAUCUACGACGGUUACUCCCUGCUGUACGUGCAGGGCAACGAGAGGGCGCACGGACAGGACCUUGGCACGGCCGGCAGCUGUCUGCGCAGGUUCAGCACCAUGCCCUUCAUGUUCUGCAACAUCAACAACGUCUGCAACUUUGCCUCCCGCAACGACUACUCCUACUGGCUGUCCACGCCGGAGCCCAUGCCCAUGUCCAUGGCCCCCAUCACUGGAGAGGGCAUCAAGCCCUACAUCAGCAGGUGUUCAGUGUGUGAAGCUCCAGCCAUGGUGAUCGCAGUCCACAGUCAGACCAUCCAGAUUCCCACUUGCCCUUCGAAUUGGGAAGCUCUGUGGAUAGGAUACUCCUUCAUGAUGCACACCAGUGCAGGUGCAGAGGGCUCCGGUCAGGCCCUGGCCUCCCCCGGCUCCUGCCUGGAGGAGUUCCGCAGCGCGCCCUUUAUAGAGUGCCACGGCAGAGGGACGUGCAACUACUACGGCAACUCGUACAGCUUCUGGCUGGCCACUGUGGAACCCUCUGAGAUGUUCAGGAAGCCCCAGUCGGAGACACUCAAGGCGGGUAACCUACGGACGCGCGUCAGCCGUUGCGUGGUCUGCAUGAAGAGGACGUAACGGCACACGGCAACGAGCAAACCCACCGUUGCCAGGGACGCAUAAAUCAAUACCGAGAUGAUUGGAUGAUGGGAGACAAGUAAGGGGUGGGGGCGGUGGUCACAGCGACGGAUAGGCCGUCGCCUGACGACAAGGUGGAAUUCCAAUGGUGCAUUGUCUUCCGGAAAACAAACUUACAACUUAAACAAUGGUGCUACUGUGCAACACAGCUUAAAAAAAAAAAGAAAAAGAAAAGAAAAAAACUGACGUAAAUAAAUCUUACAUUUAUUCUUUGUUUCUCUUAAGAAGUACCUCAAAAUGAAAGCAGAAAAAUAUCCACUAAAUGGUGCCAUGAUGGAUGUGUGACAACAAAAGUGCAUUUUUCAUUCUUCUCCCUUCUUUCCCAAAAAAAGGAUCACAUUUUCCUUUCUCUUGUUUUUUUUUAAAAAAAAAAAAAGUCACUUUUGACGUUGGUGCAACAAAAAUGUGAUACUGUACAUCCCUGUCUAGACAGAAGUGCGCUUUUUUUUUUUUUUUUCUUCUUCUUUUUUUUUCUUUUUUUUUUUUGGCCUUAUUGAUGAGGAGUGGAUGGUCUCCACGGUUACCAAAUCGGCACUUUGACUUCGGAACAUCCAAGAUGAGAGAUGCACUGACGAUGAGCUUUCCUUAGCGAGACUGCCUUUUUUUUUUUUUAUUAUUAUUACUAGCUCUUCAUUCACACACUCUUUCUCUCUCUAUCUCCGUCAUGUUUCUGUGGUUUUAACGUUACAUUUGGUGGUACUAACCCUGCUGUAGCCCACCUUCUAACCAUCAGCCUACACCUUCUUCCUCUUACCUUUUUUUUUUUGUAAGUAAUAAAAUGUGUAUAUUGUGUAAAACACCUUUUGUUUUUAGUGUAUUAGGUCCUGAAUCGGUACCAGCUGUUUGUUAUACGACAAUUUUUUCCAGGUUCCUUUUUAGCUCACACACUCACGCGCUCACACACAAUUACACACACAUACACCCACACACAUUCAUGCAUUCACUUCAAUGCUUACUGACGCACAUCGACUCAGAUAUUGUACAAAGUAAGGCUUUUAUGAAUGAAACAGUAUUUUAUAUAUAAUAAAUAUAUAUUUGAAAAAAGAGGAUAAAAAGGUAUAUAAACUUUAUUCGGCUGUGGGGAGAUUGUUCGCUGUUUUCAAACGCUAACAAAGUUCAGGCAUUUCACUGAAAAAUAAAGCCAACUACUGAGCACAGACAGAGCCAUUUUCCCUUCAACGUAACAGUCUUGUAUGAUAUUAACGAUGCCAAUCACUUAAACCUUUUGUAUUCAAGUUGUAGAAUUGAUAAAUGUUGAACUGAGAUAAAGGGGAUUUGCUUUUACGUAGUCUAAUGAUUGGGGAAUGUGACAGAUAUUUGUGCAAAAAGGAUUUGAAUUAAAUCUUGGCUCCUUGAUUAGAAAACCUCGAUAUUUGUUUUGUGUUCUUUAACAUUUCCAGGUGCUGGGCUUUGCUCGUAAAAAGAGGGCCUGAGGUUUUGGGGGCUUUGCACCCCAAAACCUUCAAAUCCACUUUGACUGGCUUGAAUUUGUAUCUAAAAUUGGUAAAAAAGUGUUCACACUCGACCCUGUUGAAACACAGGUUGAAGUGUCUGUACAUUUGUUGUUAACAGUCCCUGAUGUGACACUUCUCUCACGUCGGGUGUACAGACUCCUGAUGUACUGAAAGUCUACAAGAGCUGUUUUAGGGGGGAAGAUUUUUUUUUUUUUUUUCCUGUGAUUUUAUUGUUAUUUUUAUUUUUUCAAAACUGCUUUUAUGAAUUCUAAUUAUGUCAACCUGGGGUGCGAUUAAAAAAUGUGUAUUUGUUUUUUUUUUCUUUUUUUGUUUAUUUUUCAUGUCAUGUUAUCCAGAAGUUGUUAUAAACUUUUAAGACUGAAAUAAAUACUAUGUCCAAA